Messenger RNA from Echinococcus granulosus, 258 nucleotides. RefSeq lists its product as hypothetical. The transcript is spliced from 2 exons. The record is from RefSeq and is a predicted model, not a curated record. Bases 1 to 258 code for a protein of 85 amino acids. NCBI's taxonomy places the organism in Eukaryota, Metazoa, Platyhelminthes, Cestoda, Cyclophyllidea, Taeniidae.
AUGCUGCCUAAACCAGGAGUGUUUGGAGGGUCAGUUUUUCAUCUUUUUAUUCAAAAAGCCGCAGAAGAAGUCCUAGCUACCGUUGACAAAGAUGGUUCUGUUGCGGUUGAUACCGAGGAACGCCGACAGGAAUCGAGGAACCAUACAUCAGGAAUUUCGUCGCCAAGCACGACAAAGACGGUGAUGGUCUUUUUAACGCAAAAGAACUUGAGGUGCACCUUUAGAGCUGCGGUCUACAAAGAUGCUAGCAUAUGCUAG